UGAACCACUUCCCGUCUGGCCCAUGUACAUAAACGGCCGGACAAGAGCAGUGCAGGAGCGGGUUGCCGUUCAUAAACGGCGCCCACAUUUACAGCCUGUGUGCGCUUCCUGGGAGUGCGCGGUACCCGCUGUGUCCGGAGGACACAGCAGAGCAACAAUCGCUGUAUGGGACCUCUGUGUGAGGUCCUGAUCAUGUGAUCACUUAUUGGCUAAUCAGUGAUCACAUGAAUAGUAGUAAACAAGAUGUCACUUCUGACAUCAUUGCUUACUACUUGUGAAAUCUGUGAAUGAUCACAGAGGUCACAUGUUACAAGGCUACAUCACAUAGAAAACAGCCUUGUACGGUUUGACAAGCUGUGACCAAUUAAGCUCUCAAA
Molecule: messenger RNA, 377 nt
Organism: Staurois parvus
Lineage: Eukaryota; Metazoa; Chordata; Amphibia; Anura; Ranidae
Source: the annotation of a GenBank genome assembly